UUCACCUUAUAACUCCGCGCAGAUGAAAUCAGAAUUAUCAAAGAAGAUGGGUGAUAAGAAAGCUGCAGUGAAUCCUCGUUUAAUAAGUCGUGAAUUUGAAGUGCUGGACGAAUUCCAGAAGAAGGUUUUAGGUUGUCUUGCUGCGAUAUGCGCUAUCACACUAGCCAUAACACCUGCUCUGGCGUUCAUACCAAAAGGUCAUAGACCGAUUCGGAUAGCGGCUACAAUAAUUUUUGUCGUGCUGUGGAUUGUUGAAAUGGCGGUAAUUUUUUUGCUAUUCGCAUCAGACUCAAUAAGGAAACGUUUUCCUGUGAAUUUGUUGUUGACGAUGUUACAUUCCGCUUGCGUCACCGUAAUAACAGAAGUCCCAUUGGCUGGGAGAGACUACAGAUGGGUAUUGGGUGCGAUGGCGAUAGCUGUGGUUCUCUUCAUCAUAUGCAUAUCGAUAGGUGCAACGUUGAAAAGUCAACUGAAUUUGGGCACCCCAGCAAUGGUGAUAGGCUACAUUGUCUUCUCAGUCAUAAUCGGCAUUGUUACACUUGCGGUUUACUUUGGGACCAGAUACUACAUGCAGUCACUGAUGAUUACGGCAGGAGGUAUGACAAUUUUAGUAAUCCCUAUGGCCAUAUAUGCCGGUCAGUCAACAAUUGGCGCAAGUCAAUUCAGAGAGUAUGAUGAAGAUUACUGUUCAGCUGCAAUGGUUUUACAUGCCGCUCUUGUCAUCUUUCUGGUUACACUCAGCCUUGGAGUGAUAAAUGUACCCGAGAAAAGAAAUAUUAUGUUAGCAGGACUGACUGAACCAAUUUCCUGUUUUUCAGUAUAAAAGCAUUACAGUAUGAAAUUGUGCAUUUUAUGAUCAACUGUCUACAACCACAUUUCAUACUGUUGUGUUCAUGAUUUGUAAUCCGAUUAAAUAAAUAAAUUUACUUUUUACACAAAAGGCGUG
Messenger RNA from Trichobilharzia szidati, 946 nucleotides. The record is from the annotation of a GenBank genome assembly. NCBI's taxonomy places the organism in Eukaryota, Metazoa, Platyhelminthes, Trematoda, Strigeidida, Schistosomatidae.